AUGCCCGGCGGUGCCUGCUGGAUUCGAAAACAUAUUAGAAAGACAACACGUUUGGAAUGGAUAUUUUUCACGUGCUCUGUUCUCCAGAUAAUCGGUCGAAUCGCGGCUGUCACAUAUUCCGAUUAUGUCUAUUACGUUUUGCAUAAAAGGAUCCCAUCAGACCGUGAUCGUGUCUCAUACUCUCUUGCUGCUGUCAUUGCCAUAAUAUUCUUGAAUUCUCUGUGGUGUCUAUUGACUAUCAUCACAUUUAUUCUAACCGUCAUCGGGAUGCGAAAACGGAUUGUACUGUUGGCUCAUGCAUACCCUGUAUUUUUGUCAAUCGACAUCCACGUGUACAGUAAUAAUGUCACUGACGGAAUUAUGGUAAAUUCAUAUUAUGAUGUGGUAACCGGAUUCGGUUUUCUGCUGUUGAUCUCGGUCAUCGAAUGGCUAGCCGUGAAAUGUUGGGCGGAGAAGAAGAAACAGGGCGCAUUAAUGGGGCACCCACAAUUUAUUGAUCUCUACAGUGUA
Molecule: messenger RNA, 510 nt
Organism: Mesorhabditis spiculigera
Lineage: Eukaryota; Metazoa; Nematoda; Chromadorea; Rhabditida; Rhabditidae
Source: the annotation of a GenBank genome assembly